Molecule: messenger RNA, 579 nt
Organism: Didymosphaeria variabile
Lineage: Eukaryota; Fungi; Ascomycota; Dothideomycetes; Pleosporales; Didymosphaeriaceae
Exons: 2
Coding region: 1-579 (192 amino acids)
Molecular function (GO): acyltransferase activity, transferring groups other than amino-acyl groups
Source: RefSeq, a predicted model, not a curated record
AUGGCACAUGAGCGCCGAAUCGCUUGCGACUCCAUGGCCCCUCGCAUCGUCGAGUCAAUGUCAUCGCCACAGAACGAGUAUGUGUUGAUGCGGGCAGAAGACGGGACCGUGGCUGCAGUCGCGCAAUGGACUGUGUCCUUGCAAGGUGCCAAGAAUGAGAAAGAGGGAGAAACCCCCGAUGAGAAGGCCGAGAGGCUAAAACUUUGGGAUCAAGGAUACCGGAGCAGGCUGCCGGAGAACAGUAACAAAGAUCUUAUUAUAGAUUUCACCAUCGGCUUGCGAGAACUGAGAGAAAGUGUUCUGCGAGGGAGAGAGCACUUCCUACUUGAGAACAUAGCUACGCAUCCAAACCACCGCGGCAACGGCCUCGCAUCUCAGCUCAUUCGGUGGGUAUUCCCGCAGGCAGAUAAGCAAGGCGCUCUUGUCUAUUUGGAUACUGCAAGUGACAAUGCAGCUUUGCGGCUUUAUAAGAAACUUGGGUUCCAGGAGGAAGGAAGUGAUACCAUCAAGGAUUUGACCAAGUACGGCGGCGAAGGCGAGCAUACGCACGUUGCACUUUUGAGACUGCCUUAUUCUUAA